This is a messenger RNA of Parus major (Great Tit), 2257 nucleotides long. RefSeq names its product katanin catalytic subunit A1 like 2 (gene KATNAL2). The record is from RefSeq and is a predicted model, not a curated record. Gene Ontology annotation, molecular function: ATP hydrolysis activity; ATP binding; protein binding. Bases 115 to 1731 code for a protein of 538 amino acids. The transcript has 16 exons. Lineage: Eukaryota; Metazoa; Chordata; Aves; Passeriformes; Paridae.
CGCCUGUCCCCCUCGGGGGUCGGCGGUGUGCGGGUCCGGGCUCUCGGUGGGUUAUUCCCGGCUGCGUUCCCGGUAACAUUCUCGGUAAUAUUCCCGGUGGCGUCCCUUGCCGUCAUGGAGCUCUCCUCCCAGGCUCUGAGAACCACCCACCAGGCGAGGGAAGCGGAGGAGAUGCGAACAGAAGCUCGUCGGAAAAAUCUCCUCAUUCUAAUUUUGCAUUAUUUAAUCAAGGAAGGAUAUGUUGAUGCCGCAAAUGCUUUGGAGCAAGAGACAAAAUUAGGUUUACGUGGCUUUGAAGUUUGUGACAACAUUGAUCUUGAGACAAUUUUGAUGGAAUAUGAAAGCUACUAUUUUGUAAAGUUUCAAAAGUAUCCUAAAAUUACCAAAAAGGUCCUGGAGACUGCAGAAAAUAAACAGCUGAGAAGUGGAGGAAGAACAAGAAGGACAGCAACUUCUUCUCAGAAUGUACCAAGGGUCAAAAAACAGACAGUGCAACAACCAGUGUCAAAAACUUCCUCUGGGAGUACAGCAAAACCUAAAUCCUCCACCAAGGAGAGCACCAGACAGAAUAGUGAUGGUGCAGAUACUCUGGAUCAAUCCAAUUUUGGCUUAACCAUCUCAGGAAUCAGGAAAACUGCAGGAGACAGCUCUCACCCAAGAAAGGGCCAAAUAAUUGACUUCCACAAGAUGAUUCAGGAUGCUGUCAGAGUGCCACCAGAUGGAAUUCCCUUGAACAGCCUUAACAGUGAUCCAGAUCCAUCAGAACGAUUGUUGAAACCUCUUAGUGCUUUUAUUGGCAUGACUGGUGAGAUGAGGGAGCUUGCAAUGGUUGUAAGCAAAGACAUUUAUCUCCAUAAGCCGAACGUGAAGUGGGAUGAUAUUAUAGGGCUGGAUGCAGCUAAAAGGCUGGUCAAGGAAGCAGUUGUUUACCCCAUAAAGUAUCCAGAGUUGUUUACUGGCAUUCUGUCCCCUUGGAAAGGAUUAUUGCUAUAUGGACCACCAGGCACUGGAAAAACUUUGCUUGCUAAGGCUGUUGCCACAGAAUGCAAUACAACCUUUUUCAACAUAUCAGCAUCCACCAUUGUCAGCAAAUGGAGGGGUGAUUCAGAAAAACUGGUCCGGGUGUUGUUUGAGCUCGCCCGCUACCACGCUCCUUCCACAAUUUUUUUGGAUGAGCUGGAGUCAGUUAUGAGUCAAAGAGGCACUGCUCCUGGUGGUGAACAUGAAGGAAGUCGGCGGAUGAAAACAGAAUUACUGGUGCAGAUGGAUGGCUUGGCCCGAUCUGAUGAUCUUGUAUUUGUUUUAGCAGCUUCCAAUCUGCCAUGGGAGCUGGACUGUGCCAUGCUGCGGCGGCUGGAGAAGAGGAUCCUGGUGGACCUGCCGAGUGAGGAGGCACGGAGGGUGAUGAUCCAGCACUGGCUGCCCCCUCUCAGCAACAGCGGCGGGGUGGAGCUGAGGACGGAGCUGGAUUACAGCCUGCUGAGCCAGGAAACCAGUGGAUACUCUGGCUCAGACAUAAAACUCGUGUGCAAGGAGGCAGCCAUGAGACCAGUGAGGAAAAUUUUCGAUGCUCUCGAAAAUCAUCAGCCAGGUAACAGUAACUUGGCCAUGAUCCACCUGGACACAAUCACAACAGCCGAUUUCCUGGAUGUGAUCACCCACACCAAGCCAUCAGCAAAGAAUCUAAGCCAGAAGUACACGGCUUGGCAGAGGGAAUUUGAGUCAGUCUGACAGAAAACAAACCAAACCAACCCCAAAAUCAAAAACCUCAGCCAUUUGCCAUCCAAAGUGGCCUCCAAAGGAUCAGAUGUUGAUGGGGAAGGAGGUGCUGUUGUUUCAAGGAACAAAAUGCUGUGACAAGUGUCAGAGGGAAGUCUUUACUUUCAAAAUGCAAGGGUGGGUGAAGGGGUGGUGGUUACUCUUUAUGCAAAGAAGUUAUUGGAAUUAAUGUGAUGGCAGCUCCUAUGCAACAAAGCCUCCAGCCUUAAUUUUAUGCAUAAAGACUUAAAAGAUUGAUUGAGUCUCAGUCUUUAUUUAUGACAGAUUUUGGGUAGAACUGGAGGAAAGUUUAAAAGCAGAUAGAUAAUUACUGUAAUUCUCCAUUUCUGACACUAAGUAGAUCAUCACAGUCAGUGUAGCUUUCCCAGAAGAGACCUGCAUCCUUCCUAAUGAAACACAAAAUAGAAGUUUUCAGUGAAAUUCAGGACCUUAGCAAGGCAUGUAAAUUUGGCUAGUUUGUCACUAUAUUCAGAUGAGU